AGCCACGCCGGCUUUGUAAAGUUCGGAUGGGAGGCCUUUUUUGAGGGGACCUUUUGCGCGGAUGGCAUCGCAGGCACGGCAAAGAAAGGGCAAAGUUCCGAAUAAUCCACCUGAGAUAGAUGUUGACCUGCCCGAGUCAUCUGCAGUUGCUCGGAUAGUUGCAGGACAACCAACCCCAAGGUCGACUUUGGGCUCACCAUUGACCUCCCAUGCUUCUUACAAGAGGUCAGGCGUGGGAGAUUUAGGUGCUGGUCCUCGACGGCACAUCUCUUUGUCGCAGGUGGAGCUAGUGCCAUGGCUAUGUUGCAUGGCUCCGGCCAUUGCUCUGUUUGCGACGUACUUCACAGUGUUGUCAUCAGUACUCUGCUCGGCCUUCCUUGCAGAGAUAGUGACGGCAGUCCUUACCUUCAUUACGUGGCUUUGGAUCAGCAACCUCUCCUUGGCAAGUUUUGCCGGUGUCUUCAAGAUGAGACAGGCUGCCUCAGUUGAUUGGCAUUCUUUGCUACAUCAGAUGCCAGCUGACGCAAGAGCCGGAGUGAAGCACAUUGUGCUUUUGCCAAAUUAUAUGGAGAGCGAGAAGAUGAUGAAGGAGACGUUGGACAACUUGGCGCGCAGUCGUUUGGCCCGAUCGUGCGUGCAUGUUGUGCUUGCAAUGGAGGCAAGAGAAGGGCAAGCUGGUCGGGACAAAGCAGAGCGAAUAAUGGCAGAGAAGAAACAUCUCUUUGCCGACAUUUUUGCGACUUACCAUCCGCAGGGGCUUCCUGGAGAAGUAGCUGGCAAGUCCUCCAAUACCCAGUGGGCCUUCAGAGAGGCCCUCCGGCGAUAUGGAACAUCCUUGUCAAAGAGGGACUUGUCCCGCGUGUUCCUGACUGUGGCUGAUGCAGAUACCUUGCUACAUCCACAAUAUUUGAGCGCUAUGACUUACCAAGGUCUUUUGAUGGACAAGGAGGAACGCUCCUGGACAAUUUGGCAGCCACCAGUGCUGCUGGUUCGAAAUAUUUUUUCAGUUCCUGCGCUCACACGGACAUCCUCACAUGCAGCGCUGAUUUUCGAACUGGCGACCCUUGCAAGUCAGCACAUUUUCCCGGCCUUUGCCUACUCUUCGUAUUCCAUGACCUUGGCAUUGGCUUCUCAUCCCGAAGUGGAUGGGUGGGAUGUUGAUGUGAUCGCAGAGGACCAUCACAUGUACUGCAAGUGCUACUUUGCCGCUCUGUGGGAAUUAUCACAUGCCAAAAAGGAACAUGUCAAGAAAGCUGGUGAGGAGAAUGACACAAUUGAUUUGAUUCCCCAGGUUAAGGUGCAGGCAAUCUUUUGCCCUGCAGUGUCCUACUUGGUCGAGUCCACAGAAGGCUAUAUUGCGUCUCUUUUUGCGCGGUUUCAGCAGGCGCGGCGCCACACUCAAGGCCUUGUUGAGCUUGGCUACGUGUUCCUGCAAUGGUUCCGGCUUUCGUCUUCUGUUGGAUUCCUCAAGAUCCCCUGGAGGACGCAUUUCUCAGUUGCUAUGAUCGCUGCAAAAAUGCACACCAUCCACGUGAUUGCUGUGGCUCAGUGCUUCGCCCUGAUACUACUCUCAAUCACGCAACUGCUUCCAAGGGCAGGGAGAUUUGCUUCCUGGAUUUUGGAGGGAGGAUUUAGAGAGAUCUUCCAGGAGCUGUCAAGCAGUUGGUCUGGAAUGAACGGUGCCGAACAGGCGCUGCUCACCGCAAUUGGUCAAAUCUCGGGAAUCAUGUUGCUGUACUCCUUGACGUGUGCCAUGGUCGUCGGCGAUAUGGUGGAAGGAACUUACUAUGCCAAUGCAGAAUCAAAAGCUCCUAUCUCAAGUUCUAUGGCCAUUGAUCCGGUCGCAGAAGGAGAUGAGGUGCAAUCGCACGAGAGAGCUGCAGAACCAUCCAACCCUGCAGAGCGGUUGGAGAUGCCUGGCAUGCUGGAAGGUCGUCGAUCCUGGCCCUGGCGUAUUGGAUUAUUCUGCUACGUUUAUGCUGACACGAUGCUGUCAGGCUAUCCUGCGUGCUGUGCUUGGGGCAUGGUGCCGGGCAUGAUGGCAGGUUGGUCCCUGUUAAGACGUGGAACCGACUUUGAGUAUAUCGUGGCUAUGAAGCCUGAGUGAGCAUUUGCAGCGGCACUUGCUUUUAUCCUGACUCAAUUGUCAAAGGAUUUCUUGCGGCCCAUCGCUGCAGAUGUUCCGUCGUUCUUCAGAUGUUUUGAAACAUGUUGACAC
Molecule: messenger RNA, 2218 nt
Organism: Cladocopium goreaui
Lineage: Eukaryota; Dinophyceae; Suessiales; Symbiodiniaceae
Source: the annotation of a GenBank genome assembly